AUGUCUCUACCUGCGCCUGCCUCCUCCAGCAGGACGCAGUCUCGAGCCCGUCGGCGACCCGCUACCCCGACUCUCAGCAAGCGUGAUCUCACAGGAACUGUCGGUCAGGCAACAUGGAUCAGCAGCGUUGUCAAUCUCCUCAAUACGAUCGUGGGCGCCGGGGUUCUCGCUAUGCCCCUCGCCAUGUCACAUAUGGGCAUCUUGCUGGGAACAAUCGUGAUACUGUGGGCGGGCCUCACGGCGGGGUUUGGCCUCUACCUGCAGACUCGCUGCGCCGCAUACCUCGAACGGGGCUCGUCGAGCUUUUUUGCGCUGUCUCAGAUCACAUACCCGAACGCUGCGGUCAUCUUUGAUGCUGCGAUUGCGAUUAAAUGCUUUGGAGUGGGCGUCAGCUAUCUUAUCAUCAUUGGCGACCUCAUGCCCGGUGUCGUGCGAGGGUUCGCUCGGGAAGAGGAUCUGGGCCAAUUCAUGUUCGACCGCCAUUUCUGGGUCACGGCCUUCAUGCUGGUCGUUAUCCCCUUCUCCUUCCUCCGUCGACUCGACUCGUUGAAAUACACUUCGGUCAUCGCACUGAUUUCCAUUGGGUACUUGGUCAUCUUGGUCGUCUAUCACUUUGUCGCACACGACACCUUGCCCGAUGGGCACUAUCAGACUCCGCUGAGGAUAUUCAAAUGGGCGGGUGCUAUCCCGGCGCUCUCUUCCUUCCCAGUCAUUGUGUUCGCCUAUACAUGUCACCAGAACAUGUUCAGCAUCCUCAACGAGAUCAGCGACAAUUCACAUUUCCGCACCAGCGCCGUGGUGUUCGCAUCCAACGGCACCGCUGCCUCCAUAUAUAUUUUGGUUGCUAUUACCGGAUACCUGUCAUUCGGCAACGAAAUUGGAGGAAACAUUGUGGCACAAUAUGCACCCUCAGUGUCCACAACCAUCGGUCAAGCCAUGAUCGUGGUUCUCGUCAUGUUCUCCUACCCUCUGCAAGUUCACCCCUGCCGAGCUAGUAUUGAUGCGGUGCUCAAAUGGCGUCCUUCCGACAAGUUCAAAGCGAGACUUCGCUCCACUCCCGCCACACCCAAUUCACUCGAUUCUAGUCCUCCGCGUGACGUCCCCUUGCUCCAACCUGGCAGAAAGCGGAACACAGAGAUGGGAGAGGCUCGGUUCGCUGCCAUUACCACCGCGAUCAUCAUCCUCAGCUACAUCGUCGCAAUGACCGUUUCCAGUCUGGAGGCCGUCCUGGCAUAUGUUGGUUCAACGGGCAGCACGUCCAUCUCCUUCAUCCUUCCGGGAUUGUUCUACUAUAAAAUCUCUUCGCCCGAUUCACCUUUGCAUCAAAAACUCGUGAAAGAGGAAGACGACUACGACUGGCAAGGGGGUGAUGAUGAGAGCGACAAAUCUGACGACGAAGGUGUUCAUGAUGAACCACCGAACCACGAAGGCCAAAAUCUGCUGGGCAACUCGGGGAUACUGAGCAUCAGCGGGGUCAGCUUGUUGAAACGGACGAGGAAUUUCCGCCGGAAGAUGCUUCGCAAGCUCAGCCUCGCGUUAGCCAUUUAUGGCAUAUGCGUCAUGGUGGUCUGUCUCAUCACGAACACUUUUUUCAUUGUUUCACACUAA
This is a messenger RNA of Fonsecaea erecta, 1608 nucleotides long. RefSeq lists its product as hypothetical. The transcript has 2 exons. Gene Ontology annotation, molecular function: L-arginine transmembrane transporter activity; L-serine transmembrane transporter activity; L-lysine transmembrane transporter activity. The coding region runs from base 1 to 1608 and encodes 535 amino acids. Gene Ontology annotation, biological process: amino acid transmembrane transport. The record is from RefSeq and is a predicted model, not a curated record. Gene Ontology annotation, cellular component: fungal-type vacuole membrane. Lineage: Eukaryota; Fungi; Ascomycota; Eurotiomycetes; Chaetothyriales; Herpotrichiellaceae.